Molecule: messenger RNA, 7294 nt
Organism: Lutzomyia longipalpis
Lineage: Eukaryota; Metazoa; Arthropoda; Insecta; Diptera; Psychodidae
Gene: Ptp69D
Product: tyrosine-protein phosphatase 69D
Exons: 8
Coding region: 168-4628 (1486 amino acids)
Biological process (GO): protein dephosphorylation
Molecular function (GO): protein binding; protein tyrosine phosphatase activity
Source: RefSeq, a predicted model, not a curated record
GUAGACCCCCUGUUUGAGUAAAACAUAAAUGCAAAAAAUUUUUGUUGUCGACGGUCGCAGGUUCUUUUUUGUGGGUAAAAACCGCCGCAGUUUGUCUGAAAUUAGAUUUAGUGUACUGAUUAUGUUACCAUUUAGUAGAUAUUAGUUGUUUUUGUGCCGCAAAAGUGAUGAAAAAGUGCAUCGGCACCCUCGACCAAGCCCACUCCGGUGGCGUUUACAUUUUCAUCUUUUUCCUCACUUUCCUCACCAUUUCCGCUGCCCUUCCGGUUGCAGAUGAGACAACCGAAAAAGCCGCCCCAGUGGACGCAAAUACCACCUUUGUGUGUUUUACGCGCACCGAGAGGAUUCUCUGGACGAGAAAUGGGAAGAACAUCACAAAGAGCGACAAGAGGUUCAUCUCGAGAGUAGCCAUGGUCAAUGAUGAUGACUCCAUUGUCGAUGGGAAGGUUUUCUCACAAGAACUGGCAAUCGCGAAGGUAACUCUGAAGGAUUUGGGCAACUACAGCUGUAUCGAUGUGGAGGAUGGUGUGGAGAAGCGCUUCUUCCUGCAGCCAAUCAUUCAGCCCAAGAUUGUUGAUAAGAGUAGUACACGGAUUCGUACGAAUAUGAAUAAGGAUGUGACCCUCUUCUGUCUUGUUGAGGCUUUCCCGCCGGAAGAGUACAAGAGUUCCAUUGAGUGGCGAAAGGAGGAUGUGGAUGGGAUGGAUUUUGCCGCUGUCAAGGAUAUUAAUCUCAAUCUCAGCAAUAAAACACGAAUUCAGGGGAUUAAUGAGACCCGAAUGAAUGUAACACUGAGUCUGGAGAAUGUUUCAAAGAGGCACAAUGGCACGUACACAUGCCGCAUCCUUAUUCCACGCACAGGAGAAGUAAUCACGGGGGAAUCAUCAAUUUUUGUCCUGGAUCGUCCGGAAGUUCGAUUGGAUUUCGUAAAAGCCGUCGGGGCUAAUAAGAUUUUCAUGAAUUGGACUGUAAACGAUGGGAAUGAUCCUGUCAUGGAAUUCUACAUUCAAUACCGGAAGGAGGGUGAUGAGAUCUUCACGUACUACAAGGAUCGCAUCAAGGGGAUGAAUCAAUCGUGCGUCCUGGAGCACUUUGACCCCUUGACAAGCUAUCAAUUUAAGAUUUCUGCUCAAAAUAAGAUCGCCAUGGGACCGGCCUAUACGCACCCAACGUGGGUGAAGACCCUCGAAAAGGAUCCCAUCUUUAUUCCAACGGUGGAAGUUAAGGGGAAUACGCAUUCAACGAUAACUAUCGGGUGGACACCACCACCACCGGAACUGUUGGAGUACAUUCAGUACUAUGAUUUAGUGGUGGUUAAUGCGGAGAAUGCGUCAGAAGUGAAGGAAGCGAUUCACCUGCAGAACAGUCGGAACUUACCGUACAUGUUUGAUGGGCUCCGUACGGCUUCGGAGUACAAUUUCCGCGUCCGGGCGUGCAGUGAACUCACAAAGGCAUGUGGAAAUUGGUCAGAAGCUGUCAUGGGAACCACAAUGGAUGGUAUUUCAUCGGAACCGGUUAAUUUGCACAUUUCCUGCAUUCACUACAACAUCUCCCGGAGGAAUUCCGUUGAGGUCACCUGGGAGCCACCAAUGACGAAGAAUGGGAAGAUUAUUUCAUACCAUGUUGUCCUGAGCGGCGUGGCGACCUUCCGAUCGGAUCAGGUGGUGAAGAAUGAAACAUGGGGCCCCAAAACGAAGAGUAUCGAUGAGAAAUCCUAUCGUGCCAUCUACGAGGGUAUUCCACCCAAUACAAACUACACCAUUCAGGUGCACGCUGUGACGAGGAGUAAGAAACCCGGAAUUCCGGCAAUUCAGAGCUGUGUCAUGCCCCCAACUGUUCCCGAUGCCAUUGGGAAGUUUCUCUGGGGCAAAGUGAAGACAGAGACGAAUGAUUGGGUCUUCAAGUUGAGCCUUCCGCGGAUUUCUGAGCGCAAUGGACCCAUUUGUUGCUACCGCAUCUACAUGGUGCGCGUGUCAAGGGAGGAAAUUGUCCGGAAUCUCCCACCGCCGGAAGAUCUGGAUGUUGUGACGUACCAAGAGGCGCACAAUAAUUCAAAAGGUGGCGCAUACAUUGCCGAGAUUAUGACGGGAGAGAAUUUCCAUUCGGAAAUCUUCCUGGGUGAUGGGAAAAGGAUGAAUGGGAAUGUGAGUGAGGAGGAACAAACGGAGGCAUGCCGGAAGUGCCUGGAGGGAAUUAUUUGGCGUUCACCGGCAAAGAAACGUCCCACUGUGACGACGACAACGACGACGCUGAAGCCAAUACUCCCGGAAGAUAUUCCCACGCUCAUUCCAGUUGAUGUCACAGACGCUGAGCAGGAAGUUUCAACGAGUUUACCGCAAACAAAUCGCCGGAGACGCAGAAGGCAGCACCUGGAGGAGCUGCGGAAUGCAAUGCUGGAUGAUAAGCCAACAAUUAGUCCACCAACAGAUGCAAAUGAAGCAACGGCUUUCAGUGUCUUUGACGGGCAGUUGGAUCUCAAGAGCGAGUACACGGGAUUUGUGGAAGUUAUUGUAAAAAAUCGUCAAGGAGACAAAGAUCAGGUUCUCUCGUCGUACAGUGAGUACUUCCAGAUGAUGCAAGCAGGAGCACCACCAAAUUUGGAUGAUAAUUCCGACAAUAUGACGUAUAUUCUGGCUCUUGUGGUUCAGAUCCUUCUUGCAUUGAUUGUCAUCGUUCUCAUCCUCCUCAUGUCCCUGUGCAUCGUUCACAAGUACUACACGAAGAAUGUGGCUCGUGGAGAGGAGGGAAUCAGCUUGCGGGAGAGCCUGAGGGCACUCUGUGGUGGUCGUACACAGAGUAAUCAUCAUCGUCAUCUCAUUGGGACACAAUCAUCGAAACCUCCGGAUAUUCCACCCAUUGCAAAGGCUGACAUGACGCAGGCGUACGUGAGUCGGCACAAGGAUAGUGAUUAUGGGUUUCAGCAUGAAUUUGAGAUGCUCCCGGAUAGAUUUAGUGAUCGCACAACAAAGAAUUCCGAUGCAAAAGAGAAUUCCGGAAAGAAUCGCUACCCGGAUAUUAAGGCAUACGAUCAGACACGUGUGAAGCUGUCAACAAUUAAUUCAAUAAUCGGCUCAGAUUACAUUAAUGCAAACUUCAUUUUGGGCUACAAGGAGCGGAAGAAGUUUAUUUGUGCUCAAGGGCCGAUGGAUGGGACCGUCAAUGAUUUCUGGCGAAUGAUUUGGGAGCAACAUUUAGAGAUAAUUGUAAUGCUGACGAAUCUGGAGGAGUACAACAAGACAAAAUGUGCCAAAUAUUGGCCCGAGAAGGUGAAUGAUGUCACGCAAUUUGGGGAAAUUGGGGUGACUUUUGUGUCGGAGGAACGCUUCUCGGACUACCUCGUGCGUGAGCUGAAGGUGGUGAAGCGUGGCUAUGAAGAUGAGGAGGAUAGGAGGUACAUUACGCAGUAUCACUAUCUCAUGUGGAAGGAUUUCAUGGCACCGGAACAUCCGCAGGGCAUCAUAAAGUUCAUUAAGCAAAUCAACAAUGUCUACUCACUGCAACGUGGCCCAAUAUUGGUGCACUGCAGUGCUGGUGUGGGACGCACAGGUACCCUCGUGGCGCUUGAUUCACUGUUACAGCAACUCGAUGAGGAGGGGCAGGUGGCGAUCUUCAACACUGUGUGCGAUAUGCGACAUCAACGUAACUUCCUCGUGCAAUCCCUCAAGCAGUACAUCUUCCUCUAUCGUGCCCUCAUGGAGGUUGCCCAAUUUGGGAGUACUGAGCUGCCGUGGAAGGGUCUCGGGGCGGCCGUUGAGGCACUCAAGACGCGUCAAGAUGGCAAGGAGCAGUGUCAAUUGGAGGUGGAAUUUGCCAAAAUCAAGGCGACGGUGGAUGAUACGAAGAAGACGUGUGCCGUGGCGAGUGGGGAGGAGAAUCGAUGCAAGAAUCGCAGUGAUAGUGUUUUGCCUUUCGAUAGAAAUCGCGUUAUACUCACCCCAAUACCUGGGCGCGAGCACUCCACCUACAUUAAUGCCAGCUUCAUUGAGGGCUAUGACAAUGCUGAGUCCUUUAUCAUUGCCCAAGAUCCACUUGAGGGUACAAUUGGGGACUUUUGGCGGAUGGUGUCUGAACAAAGUAUUAACACGCUUGUUAUGCUCUCUGAGAUUGGCGAUGGACCAAAGAAGAGUCCCCGAUACUGGGCUGAUGAUGAAAUUCAGUACGAUCACAUCUCCGUGAAGUACAUCCAGAGCGAAAGCUGCCCGUACUACACGAGGCGAGAAUUCAAUGUGACCAAUGUGAAGAUAGAUGAUACAAUUCAAGUCACGCAGUUCCAGUACAAUGGCUGGCCCACAGUUGAUGGGGAAGUUCCCGAAGUUUGUCGGGGUAUCAUUGAGCUGGUGGAUCAGGCACUCAAGCAUCACAACAGUCAGAAGGCCUACAGUCAAUCGAGUCCUAUUGCCGUUCACUGCAGUCUGGGAUCCGAUCGAAGCUCAAUCUUUGUGGCCAUGUGCUUCCUUGUGGAGCAACUUCGGGCAGAGAAGAGGGUGGAUAUUUGUACGACAGUGAGGAAAUUGCGAUCUCAGCGCAAUAUGAUGAUCGACACUUAUGCACAAUAUGAGUUUCUGCAUAGAGCGAUUGUCAACUAUGCUGAUCUCCAUCGAGUAUCUCUAGAUUCUCCCUCCGACUGAUUGAGAUAUGUCUAAAAAAAAGCAUAAUAAAAAUGCUUUUUUUUACAACAAAAAAAAUAUUCUCUCUUAAGGGAUGUUCUUUUUUUUUAUUAAACAUUUUAUAAAUUAUUAUCCUUGAAAGAAAGAAAAUGGUUGAUAUUCAAAAUGUUAUUAUUUUCAUUGAGGAUCUUUGCGAUAAAAAAGUUUCAUAGCUCUAUGGCUAAUAUUCUACAAUUGGGAAUGGCAAGAGAUGGCGCUGAUUGGGAUAAAAAACGACAUCUGUUGGGGAUUUUGUUCUCAAGCAGUGACAUCUCUUGAGAAAAAAAUCAUUUUCAAUAAAGAUCUUCAAAUUGAGAUAAUUAGAGACCAAGAAAAAAAAAUUCUCAAAAUUUUUUAAUAUUUUUGAAAGGGUUUAAUAUAAAAAAAAAAUAGGAACACCGAAAAAUAAUCAAGAGUGAGAUUUUCUAUCAAAUAAAUGAGAAACAAACUAAAAGAGAAGUAAAUAAAUCAAUCAUGUAGGAAGGAAAAUUCAAAUUUGGCCAUAUUAUAUUAUAUUUUAUAUAAAUAUUUGCAAGAUUAUUAAAAAAAGAAAGAAAACAAAAUAGUUCUAUAAGUUUUCUUUUUUUUUUUAUUCUCUGCUUUAGACUUUAGACAGAGAGAAGAGAAUGAAGGAGUUUAGUAGAAUUUGCAAUGAGAAGCAUAAUUUUAUUAAUAUUAUUAUUAAUUAAAUGAAAAUUUUUAUUAAUGUGACAACCAUGUAGGAAAUAUUAUUUGUAAAUAAUUUUUGUAUGAUUUUUUUUAAAAGAAUAUUUUUCAUAAGUUUUCUUAUUUCGCGUUUUAUUUUUUCAUUAGAAAUUAAAUAAAAAAAAACUACAGUAAUACUUAUCUGUCCAUUUGAGAACGAAUUGGAGCAUGUGAUUUCACAGAAAGAGGCUCUUUAUCCAUCCUUCCGAUAGUGAAGAUGAAUUUUUGUUUUUUUCAAUUCAUUAUAAAACUUUUUUUUUCUAAAAAAAAUCAUCUCGUCUUUACUCGAUUUUUUUUUGAAGAAAAAUUUCAUUAAAAAUCCUCAAGAAUCUCUUUAUAAGAAAAUUUUUUUUAAUGGAAAAAAAUAAAAUUCUGUGAAAUUUUCAUCUAGUCGCUGAAAAAUAUGAUCUUUUUUUUUUAUUAAAAAAAAUAAAUUAGAAAAAGCCAAAAUUUUCUUUUUAAAACAAAAAAAUCAACGACGGGAAAAAUUUAUUGUGUUCACUCAUUUUAUUUUUUUUUAAAUUUUCUAUCAUCAUGACUUCAUUUUUGGGAAAUUUUCUCAUUGAAACGAAACUUUUUUUAUUUUAGAAAUGAUUUUUAAAACAUUAAAAAAAUGUACUGGUAAGCUGACCAAGCUUACGGGAGCUGUGUUUCUUUCAGUGUACCAAUUUUGUGAGAGCAAAGUAGAACGCGAAUUAAUUUAAAUACGCGCAAAGUCGGGAAAAGUUGAAAAGUCAUACCCUAAGAAAUCUUUAGAAGGCCAUAUCUCGAGAACGGAUCCAUAGAUUUUCAUAAUUUUUUUUUGUUUUAAAGGUCUCGAAGUCAGCUAUAACAUAUCGAAAAAUGAAAAAAAAUUAUGUCGCCAUUUUCGAAAAAUUCGAGUUCGAAAUUUUCGAAAACUUUGUUUUUGACUUUAGCGCCUCUUGCGGACAUUCCUCGAAGUUGCAAUGUUCUAGACAUUUGUAGGGUUUCUCGAAACCUUCCAUUUGCGCUUGAGUUGAUCAAGAUCGGACUUGUAGAACCCGAGAUAUGACAUGCCAACUUUGGAAGGCUAUAUCUCGAGAACGGAUCCAUAGAUUUUCUUCAUUUUUGGCAUGAAGCUAGAUAAUAUGGUCAGCUACAACAUAUCAAAAAAUGAAAAAAAUUUAUGUCGUCGUUUUCGAGAUAUUCAUCGAAAACUCAUCAAAAAUUUUGUUUUUGAUUUUUGGCCCCCUAGCGGUCACUUUUGAAAGUUAGGAUGUUCUAGAGAGUUGUAGGGUUUGUUGAGAUCUUUCAUUUGACCCCGGGUUGAUCAAAAUCGGUCAAGCCGUUUUGGAGUUAUGGUCGAUUUUCGAUGAAAAAUUGUGGCGACCAUAUUGACUAAAUGGCUUGACCGAUUUUCGAAAAUGAGGUAUCGUUGGAAAGCUCUUGAUGGGCCCUACAACAUAUCAAAAUUUCAGACCUCUAGCUAUAAUAGCGGCUGAGAUAUAGCGAAAACAAAAUUUUGAGGUUAUCCAAAAUGGCGGACGGAGGGGUGGGGGGGUGGAUUUGACUUCAUAAUCGGAUUUCUUCAGGUCGAUAUUUAAACUUUGCCGUUUACCGCAAGUCUCUAUCUAUCACCGUUCUCUUGCAAUUUAAGUUUGGAAUCCGGACGGCCGGACGGACGGCCGGCCGGAAAAAAACUUAUUUUUGGCGCAUACGUUUUUUGGAAUGUGGGGACCCUAAUUCGUGCUCAUCCCAAGUUUGAGCCCGAUCUGACGACUUUCGAUUUUGCUCGGUACACAAAAGCUGUGUCUGAAAGAAACACAGCUAAAACACAUUUUUAUAGAUAACUUUUAUUCAAAGAAACUACAGAGAUUGAGGAUUGCGUAGUGCAAUACCAAAAAGAAAUUAAAAAUUAAUAAAUUUUUAACAAAAAAAAAGUCUUUUCUAACUCAACUUUUUGAUAAAGAAUUAGAAGAAAA